This is a messenger RNA of Ictidomys tridecemlineatus (thirteen-lined ground squirrel), 1839 nucleotides long. The record is from RefSeq and is a predicted model, not a curated record. NCBI's taxonomy places the organism in Eukaryota, Metazoa, Chordata, Mammalia, Rodentia, Sciuridae.
CCUUUUCUCUAUCAGAUGGCCCCCAAGGACACAACUCUGGCCCUUGGCGUGGUGUUCUUGAUGAUUCAUUUCAGCUGGAAUUGGGUGGGGCUGAUCAUUUCAGAAGAUGAGAAAGGCAUUCGAUUUCUCUCAGAUGUGAGAGGCGAGAUGGACAGGAACGGAGUCUGCGUGGCCUUUGUGAAUAUGAUCCCAGUCACCAUGCUGCUGUAUUUCACAAGAGCUCACCAACAUUACAACCAGAUCAUGAAAUCCUCGGCACGCAUGGUUAUCAUUUUUGGUGACACAGAGUCUCUUCUGGCUGUGAGUUUUAAUAGAUGGGACAAUGUAGUCACACAGAGAGUUUGGGUCACCACCUCACAAUGGGAUGUUACCAAUAGUAAGAAACCUUUCAUCCUGGACCCAUUCCAUGGCGCACUCAUUUUUUCUCACCACCAUGGGGAGAUUUCUGGACUGAAACAUUUUAUCCAGACAGCAAACCCUGCCAAAUACCCAGAGGACACAUACCUUGCUAGGUUGUGGUGGAUGCAUUUUAACUGCUCAGUCUCAGAGUCUGAAUGUAAAACACUGGAGAGCUGUUCUUCCACAGGCUCCUUGGCAUGGUUACCACGGCACCAUUUUGACAUGGCCGUGAGGGACGGGAGCUACAACAUAUACAAUGCUGUCUAUGCCGUGGCCCACACCCUUCACGAGAUGCUCCUUCAACAAGCAGAUGGGCAACCAGCGAAGAAUGGGAAAGGCCCAGUGUUCUCCCCCUGGCAGACUCCCAACUCAGCCUGCAGUGUGAGCUGUGGACCUGGAUUCAGGAAGUCCCCUCAGGAGGGAAGGCCUGCCUGUUGUUUUGACUGCACUCCCUGCCCAGAGGACGAGAUUUCCAACCAGACAGACAUGGACCAGUGUGUGAAGUGUCCAGCUCAUCAGUAUGCCAACACGGAGCGAACCACCUGUCUCCAAAAGGCUGUGACAUUUCUGGCCUAUGAAGACCCCUUGGGCAUGGCUCUGGCCUGCACGGCUCUCUGCUUCUCUGCACUCACAGCUGCUGUCCUCGGGGUCUUUGUGAAGCACAGAGACACCCCCAUAGUCAAGGCCAACAACAGGGCUCUCAGCUACAUCCUGCUCAUCUCCCUCACCUUCUGUUUGCUCUGCUCUCUGCUCUUCAUUGGCCGUCCAAGCACAGCCACCUGCAUCCUGCAGGAGACCACAUUUGGACUGGUGUUCACUGUGGCAGUUUCCACAGUCUUGGCCAAAACUGUCACUGUGAUUCUGGCCUUCAAGGUCACUGUCCCAGGGAGAAGGAUGAGGCAGUGGCUGGUGUAAGGGGCACCUAACUUCAUCAUUCCCAGCUGCUCCCUCAUCCAGCUGACUCUCUGUGGGGUCUGGCUGGGGACCUCUCCUCCCUUUGUGGACACAGACACACACUCUGAACAUGGCCACAUCAUCAUCACGUGCAACAAGGGCUCCGUCACUGCCUUCUACUGUGCCCUGGGAUACCUGGGCUCCCUGGCCCUGGGGACCUUCACGGUGGCCUUCCUGGCCAGGAACCUGCCUGACACCUUCAAUGAAGCCAAGUUCCUGACCUUCAGCAUGCUGGUGUUCUGCAGUGUCUGGCUCACCUUCCUCCCUGUGUACCACAGCACCAAGGGCAAGGUCAUGGUGGCCGUGGAGGUCUUCUCCAUUCUGGCCUCCAGUGUAGGGCUCCUGGGCUGCAUCUUUGCCCCCAAGUGCUACAUAAUUCUCAUAAGACCAGACAAAAACUGUUUGAAAGAUCUGAAGGACAGAAGAAGUUCUAUGGGAAAUAGGCAUUCUGUGGGUUUAUCUCUUAAGUCUCUUUCACAUUUUUAG